Saccharomyces mikatae IFO 1815 is the source of this 714-nucleotide messenger RNA. RefSeq names its product Erg29p (gene ERG29). The record is from RefSeq and is a predicted model, not a curated record. The transcript has a single exon. Bases 1 to 714 code for a protein of 237 amino acids. NCBI's taxonomy places the organism in Eukaryota, Fungi, Ascomycota, Saccharomycetes, Saccharomycetales, Saccharomycetaceae.
AUGUCAUUAAAGGAUAGAUAUCUAGAUCUCGAAUCAGAAUUGAUACAUAAACUACAGGAAUUGCCAUAUGUUCAUCAAUUCGUUCACGAUCGAAUAAGUGGUAGAAUCACACUCUUUUUGAUAGUGGUGGGCACACUGGCGUUUUUCAAUGAACUGUAUAUAACCAUUGAAAUGAGCCUCUUACAAAAAAACACCUCUGAAGAAUUAGAGCGCGGAAGAAUUGAUGAAAGUUUAAGGCUUCAUAGGAUGUUAGUAAGUGAUGAAUAUCACGGUAAAGAAUACAAGGAUGAGAAAAGCGGGAUUGUAAUCGAGGAGUUUGAAGAUCGAGACAAAUUUUUCGCAAAGCCGGUGUUUGUGUCAGAGUUGGAUGUUAAAUGUAACGUUAUUGUGGAUGGGAAAGAACUUUUAUCUACCCCGUUAAUAUUUCAUGUGGAAUUUUCGCCAGAAGAUUACGAAAAUGAAAAGAGACCUGAAUUUGGCGCUACUUUGCGUGUACUGAGGCUGAGACUUUACCACUACUUCAAAGAUUGUGAAAUAUAUCGCGAUAUAAUAAAGAACGAAGAUCGUGAUGAAGCAAAAAAGUUCACAAUUUCCAAUGGUGUCAAAAUUUACAAUCAUAAAGAUGAACUACUUCCAUUGAACAUUGAUGAUGUUCAGUUAUGUUUCUUAAAAAUUGACACUGGGAACACAAUAAAAUGCGAUUUUAUAUUAUGA